AUCUUGCGCAAAGUCUGGCUUUCUUCUGUCGAGCAGUACCAGCAGCGUCUCCUUGAGCGGUCUGACCGUCCUUUUCGCCAAUACGCCUACACGGCCUUUCGCCAGUCGAGGCAAGACAACUCUCGCGAAGGUUUCGCAGCUCACAAUGAUAGCUCGAGGUCGCGCUGCCGUGCUCUUAUUGGCUCGUCGAUGCGCCUGCGGUUCGACUUCAGCCCAGUCCUCCCAGCUCUCGAGCGUCGCAUCUGCCAAGCCUACCACGGCCCACCUCUCUCGCUUCUUCUCACAAUUAUCGCUUACUAGGCCUGCACAUAACGAGACCCUUCCAAGCGCGCGACCAAGCGGCAGCAAGCCUCAACUUUCGCAGCUUAGGUGUAAUUCUUCUGAGGCUGGAAGUCGAGAACAAGGGUCUGUAGAGCAGAGCGACGAGGAUACUUCGACUGCCCAAUCCGAUGCGCUCGCUCAGCAGCAAGGCGCAAUAGACGAAGAGGUGUCAGCGACGACAGGUUCCGGGGGCGCAACCGCUCGGCCCAUUGCUAUGCCAGGUGCUUCUACAUUCUCCGAUGGGCAAGGAUCAUCCGACGAUGUCUCGUCAUCGCAAGAAAGCUCAACACCUGCCUACUCUUCGCCAUUCUUGUCUCCGGAGCAAAUCUCUCAACAGCGAGCUGCAGCUGCGACACCUCGACAUUACUCGAUGCCCGGAACGUCUGAGCACGCCUCAUCUGCCACACCUACUCGCAUUCGACAACCCUUCCCUCUGUGGGUGGUGACGACAGGGCACGGCAACACCAAAUUGACCCUGACUCGUCCAAACGGAUCGCCCCUGACCUGGACAUCGGGCGGCUCUGCCGGAUUCAAGAAAUCCCAGAGGAGCGGCUACGAAGCGGGGUACAGAGCGAGCACAAAGAUGUUUGCCUUGAUCGGAAAGAACAGGAACAAGUGGGCAGUGGAUAGCGUUGAGAUCGUGUUCAAGGGAAUAUCGGGAACGGGCAGAGACGCUUUCAGUAGAGCGUUGUUGAGUCAGGAAGGUGCGAUGGUCAGACGACUGGCCAAGAGCGUGAGGGACGCUACACCACUCAAGAUCGGAGGAGUGAGGCCCAAAAAGCAAAGAAACUAUUAAGCGCCAUGACCUCCGUCGGAAAUGUGCACUAGAUCGGAAUGUCAUGCUGCAAUGGGCUGCUGAUGGCCUUGAUAAACCUCGAGCGAGCUCCGGUCGCGUGCUCGUGGCUGACGCGGACCCAGCUUUUCGACAACGCUGUCUGGGCUCGGCGCGCGCUGCUGUCAAUCCAAAUCGUGCGCACAUAGCUCCUGCCUUGUACCACCGGAUUUAGACAGGGGGUGUGUGCCUUGAACAUCCACAAUCAGCACCCCUCGGCUUGAAGCGCAACGCCACGUUUCGAAGAAGAAUUCAUUGUCUGAUGC
Ceraceosorus guamensis is the source of this 1419-nucleotide messenger RNA. RefSeq names its product translational machinery component. Gene Ontology annotation, biological process: translation. Gene Ontology annotation, molecular function: structural constituent of ribosome. Gene Ontology annotation, cellular component: ribosome. The transcript is spliced from 3 exons. The coding region runs from base 146 to 1117 and encodes 323 amino acids. The record is from RefSeq and is a predicted model, not a curated record. NCBI's taxonomy places the organism in Eukaryota, Fungi, Basidiomycota, Exobasidiomycetes, Ceraceosorales, Ceraceosoraceae.